This is a messenger RNA of Triticum dicoccoides, 1565 nucleotides long. Its product is annotated as GDSL esterase/lipase At4g10955-like. The record is from RefSeq and is a predicted model, not a curated record. Bases 395 to 1219 code for a protein of 274 amino acids. The transcript has 2 exons. Lineage: Eukaryota; Viridiplantae; Streptophyta; Magnoliopsida; Poales; Poaceae.
CGCGCUGGCUAUCCCCUAGAGCGAUCUUUCUUUGUUCUCUUUGCUAAGCUCCCUUUAUUCCCGCCAUUAAACUAUGCCCUCGCUCCACUAGCCAGCAAAUUCGGCCCAAUCCUUCCUUUUCCUUCCUUCCUUCCUGCCCGUACACCACCCUCCGUCCCUCCCUCCCUCCCUCCCUCCCUCCCCUGCUUUGAGCGAAAGAUCCUGCCAGGCUGCCUGCGAGGCCGAGGCUCCCGUCCCGGGUAUAUAUCUCCCGCCUCCCCCUACACACUUUCCUUACGACAUCGUCCACACCCGACUCGAGCAAGCAGCAAACAGAGACGCAGAGGGAGGGAGAGUGGUUACUUACUGCCUGAGUGCCUUGUGCUGGUUAGCUUCGAGCUUCAGCUUCUAGCGCAUGGCGGACAUGGGGGCGCGUGACAACUUGCCCUGCUCCACUUCCUGGAGAGAGCUCACACACACCAGCUGGAGGGACGACGAUUACAGGAGGAUGGUGAUGGCGAGCCUGAUCGAGGCGGUGUACCUGCUGGAGCUGGAGAGGCAGGAGCGGCGGGACGCGGCGGAGGUGGCGCAGCAGUGGUGGAAGCCCUUCAGCUACCGCCUCGCGCACGAGCUGGUGGACGAGCGCGACGGCUCCGUCUUCGGCGCCAUCUUCGAGUGGGAGGACCGCCACCUGCUCGACCGCCGCGGGGAGGAGGAGAGGCCCACCGGCGCGCCCAGCGCGGUGAUCGCCUUCCGGGGCACGCUGCUGCGCGCGCCGACCAUCCGGCGGGACGUGGAGGACGAGCUCCGCCUGCUGGCGUGCAACAGCCUCCGCGGCUCCGCCAGGCUCCACGGCGCGCUGCAGGCGCUGAGGGCCACCAUCGACAGGUUCGGGUCCGAGAACGUGUGCCUCUGCGGCCACUCCCUGGGCGCCGGCUUCGCGCGGCAGGUCGGCAGGAUGCUCAUGGCGUCGCGGCAGCAGCAGCAGCCGCAGCCGCCGCAGCAGCAGCAGAACCCCGCCGCGGCGCUCGAGUUCCACCUCUUCAACGCGCCCUACCUGUCGCUGCCCACGGGCGUGCGGAGGGUGGUGAGGACGGCCGACUGCCUGCUCAAGACGGUCCGCACCGGGGUCGCCGCCGUCGGCAGGUGGCACGGCAAGGCGCUCAAGAACGUGGCCUACGCCAACUGCGUGCUCGGCUACACGCGCCUCGACAGCGACGGCAGGAGGUUGUUCGAGUGAGAAGAGAACAUGCUACGCCAACUGCAACUGAUCUACCACACCCAUGACUGACGCCAUGACUCGCCUGAAGAGAGGGAGGGAUCCAGCGCUGAAAACGUGCGACUGUACUGAAAAUCUCAAACACGCGGCACGCAUCUCGAUCAUGGAGGCCAUGAUCCCGAACGAGCGAUCUACUCUAUCUACCAGCUUGUACUAGUAGGAUUCAAUUUCAAGGAGACAAUAAGCAUCUUGCCCGGCACGAGGAUGCACGGCUUAGGUAGCUAGCUCAUUAGCCUGCAUGCUUGCUCUCUAGUCUGUACAUGUUAAUCUCUUUUCCACUGUCAAUUGUGAAUUAUAUUACUUAUCA